AUGGGAAACCGGCAAGCAGAACAUUCUCCUCUCCUGCAGUUUCCAGCAACUGGUGUUCGGAAGCAUGCUGCCUCCAAACAUGGAGGCAGAGCAUAGCCGUCAUGGCUAGUAGUCAUUGAUACCCUUAUCCUCCAUGUAUUUAGUCUAACUCUCUUUUAAAGCCAUCCAAAUUGGCUUUAAUCAGUGUCUCCGGUGGAAGUGAAUUCCAUCGUUUAACUGUGCAUUGUGUGAAGAAGUACCUUCUGAAUUUCCCAACAUUUAGCUUCAUUGGAUGUCAACAAGUUCUAGUGCAGAUUUAUCCUGUGCAAGUGUACUUAAAAGUGAGCCUGAGACACCAUUUCCCACCUAAUUCAUCUCAGACCAUGAGUGACGCAACAGCUUUGAGGGUGAGAGAUCCCUCUGGCAGCUGGACUGUAGAAGAUGAUAUAUCCGGCACAGAUACUAACACUUUGAAACCCAAGCUGAUGCCUGUAUGUGCAGAGAUGGCUCCUGAACUAAUGGGCACAGGUUCUGUCUCCAACAGUUCCAGCUUGAGGAAAGGAAAAAUAUAUCAUUCUGGGACUGGUGGAAAUGGCAUAAGAAAUUCUGUAGAGGAGGACAAGAUCACCAGGCCCAGCUAUGCAGAAAGACAACAUGGUCAGUCUCCCCCCAAAAAAGGAGAUGAAAAAAUGGACUGCUGGCAGCUAGGAACCAACACCUGCAUAGUUCCUCGUCCUGUGAUGAUCUUAAGUCCUAAGAAAAGGAAGCUGGUUCUACACAUUGAUUUAAACAACACCAUCCUAGUGUCUGAUGCUAUCACUGGUCAGGACCCCAGAGCUGCUCUAAACUAUUUCCUGAGUACUGUGACCUGGGGAAAGAUCAGCCCGACAGGUGAAUGGCAAUGGCUGAGCGAGUCCCCCUCCCUGCACCCUCCCUGCCAGGGUGCUGUGAGUUUUUACUCCCAGUAUGGCCGCAACACCAAGUUCACCGAUGUGCCCCUGGGGCGGCAGUUCUAUGAUCUUCACAGGCGCCACCUGGGGCUGCUGGAGUGGCAGGGCCAGCCUCACCCGCUGCUCUCCAGUCAAGACGAGCAGGCCAAGCACUACCACUUAGUGUUGCCUUCCUUCUUCCACCUCCUGGAGAGCCUGCACCAGGAAAAGAGGCGGUUUGCUGUCGUCUUCCGCACCUUCGGCACAGACCUGCCUCGUGUCCUGCAGGCGGUGCGCUGCGCCCUGGAGGGGGAACACCCCUGCUUCCCUGCCCUGCGGGAUAUCUCGUUGCCCGUAGACCUCAGUCCUGGAAAGAUACGUUGCAGCAAGCGAAAGGUGGUGGUGACUCAGGGGGUGGAGCGGCUCUCCACUGAAGAUGGUGACAGGAGAAUGCACCUGUACUUCAGCUCCAGGGAAGGCCUUUGUGGCUUCCAGGAUCACUUUGGCUGGUGGGCCAAGAAUGAGUUCUCUAGCCAAGGUGGGAAGCCCCUUUGGAUUGACCCUUAUGACGCAAGCGUCCACCACAUCUGUAUUGAUGACAACAUUCGUCUGAAUGAUUCUGAUACCAUCAUCCACCCUCAGGUCUUCACAGGGCAAGGAAGCAGCUGUCUCCGGACGACUCCCACCUCAGAGCUGUACAAUGUUUGCCUGGUUCAAACAGACCUCCUGGAGGCCAUCUCUGACAUGAGCUAUUUCUGCCACUGCAUAAGACGGUGCGAGGAGAACUAUGACAGCUACUUGGCCAGCAGUGCUGGGAAUUGCAUCUAGUGGGGCUGACCUAGUGACGGUAGCGGGGGGAGUCCUAUUGCCUCAGGCAUGGUGUGGUGCUUACAAGAGAAGAAGAGAGUCAACUGUUUUGGGCCUCUGGGCAUUGGAAGCCUCAGCUGAGCUAUUCCCUGCACGCACCCCAUUGGAGUCAGCCUCUUUGCUUUUGCCUUCCAGUCAAUGCUCGGGGCAGGAAAUUCCAGACGCUCCUGUGGAACAGACAGCAAUCCGGGAAAGCACCCUGUGGCACGUUUUCUGAUUCUGUCAUAAUCAGAGCAUCUGCACAGAGGAUACUUUCCUCUUACUUAAUAUUUAUUCAGAAGGUGUUUGGGUUUUUUUGGCGGGUGGGAGUUCAUGGGACUUCAUUGCUGCAGAGAUGGUUGACCUUGGCUAACCUCUACCUCAAAGAGCUUGUACCUUACCACAAGGCCCUUCAGCGUUGUGCUCAGCCACGGAUGCAGAGAAAAACUGCUGGCACAGUCUGUCUUUCCAAACAUUAAAAUCAACUCCAGCUGCUCUUGUUUGUUGAUUGGCUGUGACGGCUGCUGACCCCAGUGCCUGAGGUAUGGUGCUAAGUAGGCCCUCGUGAGUGAGGUUUGAGGGAUUAAGGUUUGUUUCUGGUACAGCCAAGCAAGGAGCUAAAUGAGGUUCAGUGGCUUGUGAAUGCAGCCUGUUUGGAGAAUUAUUCAUAAACAUGACCACUGCAAAAUCAUGUAAUAACUGGCUUCCAAAAGCUCUGACUUCAGAAAUAAGGGGUUUGGUUUAUUGCCCUCUAUCUUUGCAUGCAGAUCAAUGUGAGCAAAGGGCCCGAAUUCUCUGGAAAGAAGCUAAUCGUAAUUAUGCUGGAACGGCUUGAGGACUUCCAGGUCAGGAAUGGGAACCUGUAGCCUUCCAGAUGUGGUUGGUCUCCAGCUUCUAUCAGGAAGGAAAGGCCUGUAGCUCAGUGGUACAAAGCAUUUGCUGUGCAUGCAGAUGGUUCCAGGUUCAAUCCCCAGCAUCUCCAGGUAGGCCUGGGAGAGACACACACACCCUGAAAUCCUGGCAAGUUUCUGCCAGUCAGUGAAGGUAAUGCUGAGCUAACAGACCAAUUGUCUGAUUCGGUAUAAGGCAGCUUCCUGUGUUCCUAUCAGCCCCAGCUAGCACAGCAUUGGUCAGGGAUGAUGGAUGUAGCAGUCCAACAAUGGAGGGCCACAGGUUUCCCCUCCUUGUCCCAAAUUCUGCUUACCUACCGUUCUCUUCAUAUGGUAAGGGAGAAGAGGGAUUUUUUUUCAUAAAGUCCCCCCCCCCACCUUUUGCUGCACAGAGAGAGCUCAGUCCAGGUUGCUGUUGCUCUUUGCAGAGAGCACUUUUGCUCACAGGAUCCCUCCCACCCAGUGUCAGAGAGAGGCAGGCUCUGCCUAUUGUUGCCGCUGUGAGGCCAGUGCUCUGUUUGGUGCUUGAGAGAAUAGUUUGACAUAACAGUUUUACCUCCCCAGCAGCGGGAGGCUGAGCCCAACUCCUUUUGCCAGGGCUCAGCAGAAAGUGGGCAGUGGAGGAGCCUCUGGAAGCCAUUGUUCCUAGUCUGCUCCUUGCCUUUUAAGGUUGUAUUUCUCCUCUUGUUGAGCUGCAGGGCAAAUGUGUGGCACAAAGUGGGAAGGAAAACUGUGAAGUAUACUGUAAUUCAAAUAUCUGGAAUGCUGUGAUGUGUGUGUGUGGGGGGCGUAAACAUAGGGUUGCAGUAGAUUAUCACAGCCUUUUUGCAGAAUGUGGUUCAAUUUGGGUAUUGUCCGAUAGGCAAGAUAAAAUAACCACAUGAAUUUGCACAGAUCAGCCCAGAGUACUCAAUUUUAUUAUGCAAAUGUAUUAUCUAUUCCAUCCCUUUAGCUUGGGACUGUUUUAGAAAGAUCAGGAUGUCUCAAAAUAUACUAGAUAUGCAACUAAAUAAACCCCAUGGGCACUAAAUGCCUGCUGUCUUACAUUUCCCUCUUGAAGGUUGAUUUUGGCUUUCAAAAAGAAUUAAAUGAGUUUGAGGAUAGUUUUAUCACUGCUUAUUAGUCAUAUUUUCUAAAUGGAACCUCCAAAUUCAGAGGUGGUAUACCUGAAUACAAGACACUGGGGAUAAAGAAGGCAGAAGUGCUAUUGCUUUCAAGUGCUCAUGCACUUCUCAAAGGCAUCUGUUUGGGAAGAAGAUGCUGGACUAGAUGGAUCUGUGGUUUGGUCCAGCAGGGAUUGAUCCAGCAUGUUCCCUGACCCUUUAGAAAAAAGGUUUGCCUGGGAACAAGCCAUCAAGACUACCUUUCUCUGUCUCCUUCCUGUUCAUAGUUGGUGCUUGAGGGACAAACACAGUCAAGAUUGAAAAUGAGGCAAAAGGGAGGAGAAGGUCUCUGAAAUAUAUAGGAUUCAAGGUGCUCCAGACUUGAAAGGUUCAUCAGGCAGGUGGCAGGCAUAAUCAAUGUGCCCAUGCUAUUUAGACAGGGAAUGUUAAGCUAGCUUGGAGAACCAGCAUGAUCCCAUAGAGAUAGGUGCAGAACCUGGGCUCAAAUUUCCGCUUCAGUCAGAUCUGGCCCAUCCACAUGUCCACACUGACAUGUUGAAAAUACAAGUUAGGUGGAUCUGUGCAGAGUGUCAUACCUGUUAGAAUUGCUUGUGGGAUUGUUUUACCACAUUCUCAACUCGUAGCUGCACCAUUGCUUCUUCACAGGACAAACCCUAAGCAGACUUCUACAGAUGCGGUCAGGACAUAAGCUGUGAAUAGAAGUUUGAAAUCAUCUGUUCCACAGGAGUAUAAUGGAUAUGCUUGAGAUUCUUGUAAGGCAGUUUGUGCAUUCAAGAAGCAUUAUGUAAAUGAUCCUUGGUGACUGAUUUACAACAUUUGUUUAGCUAUUUCUGCCCAAAAAGAUGCCCAGAAGUGGCUCACUACAUUCACUAUUGGCAAUGGCUGCUUUGUCAUGCAUGUUGAAACCAGUCCACAUGGCAAGAUUCUAUGGCUAAAUACAAUAGAACCUCACUGUAAUGUGGCUCGCUGUGCCGUGGAUUCAGAUAUACUGCAGCUACGAUGAUGACCCUGAUGAGUACAAUACUGUAUACAAUUCUGUAGUUUCUGUUAUAACGCAGAAGCCCUGUAACCCGGGUGCAUCCUUUGUCCCCCAACCCCCAUGUUAUAACAAGGUUCUACUGUAUUGGAAAAGGGGCUUGCUGGGAGGGGGGGGGAAGCCUAUACAGUUCCAGUUGCUCCUUUGCUCUUCAAGAGGGCCUCGAACCAAGGGGCUUGUUGGUCUGUGCAUAAUGCAAAGCCCCUCUCAAAGCAGACCCUCACUCCUACUUCAGUGUCCCUCCUGCCAGUCCCUUUUAGAAGCAUGGCCCUGUCUGUCCACAUAUUUCUCAGCCUGACAGGUGAGUGACAGCUCUCUCCCUGAAGCCUCUCCUUGUCAAUUAUGAAUUCAGUUGCUAUCGAGACUAAGGGGAUUAAGGCAGCUGAAGGCUCCGGGUUUGCAGCCUGCCGUGCAAGACAUCUGUACAGAGCUGGCUCUCCACAGUCUGGCUCUCCUGCAAGAUGAGAUUGCAGGGUUUCUACUGGGCUGCCAUUUCUGAAGGGCUCCCCAGGCAAGCUGAACCACUUAUCUCCUAGGAGUGCCUAUCCCCAGAUCACGUCUUUCAUUUUUUUACUUCAGAGUUAAUUAGUCUGAAACAAAUACCACUUCCCUGGCUCCAUAAAGAGAGCCAGUGUGGUGUAGUGGUUAAGGUGUUGGAUUACGACCUGGGAGACCAGGGUUCGAAUCCCCACAUAGCCAUGAAGCUCACUGGGUGACCUUGGGCCAGUCACUGCCUCUCAGCCUCAUGAAAACCCUAUUUGUAGGGUCGCCAUAAGUCAGAAUCGAGUUGAAGGCAGUACAUUUACAUUUUGGCUCCAU
Molecule: messenger RNA, 5623 nt
Organism: Rhineura floridana
Lineage: Eukaryota; Metazoa; Chordata; Lepidosauria; Squamata; Rhineuridae
Exons: 6
Coding region: 363-1736 (457 amino acids)
Source: RefSeq, a predicted model, not a curated record